Molecule: messenger RNA, 2560 nt
Organism: Canariomyces notabilis
Lineage: Eukaryota; Fungi; Ascomycota; Sordariomycetes; Sordariales; Chaetomiaceae
Exons: 2
Coding region: 83-2410 (775 amino acids)
Biological process (GO): mitochondrial RNA 3'-end processing; RNA catabolic process
Cellular component (GO): mitochondrial degradosome
Molecular function (GO): ATP binding; RNA helicase activity; hydrolase activity, acting on acid anhydrides
Source: RefSeq, a predicted model, not a curated record
AGGCUCGUUCUUACAACUCCCUGAAUAGCACAAUGACCAAAGGCAGAACCAGCAUGGUUCGAAUCUUCCCCUCGAAACGGUCAUGAAAUCAUUGCGUGGGACCGCCUGGAAACCUCCAAAGACCAUAGUGCAGCAGGUCGCUCGCCGAUGGCUUUCAAAUGCAAAGCCAAACUUGUCAAACUCGUCAGACUCGUCAAACGCCCCCGCUUCCUAUCCCUCAGCUGUAGCUAGAGCCAAGCUCCAACAAGGCCUACAAAAAGAUGCCCCAAAAUCUCACAGGCAAAGGGGCCCCAGCGCCGAAGCCCAGCGAAACUAUGCUAUGUUUCGGAACUUUGUCGAGGCACGAUUCGACAGGGUCCUGGCCGCGAUGGGCGCCUGGGCCGAGCAAAAGGAGGAAUACCGCUCCUUUGGCGUGACAAGUCAGGCCCAGCUUGAUCGCGAGGCUGCCCUGUUCAAGGCGGUUCUUGACAGGGCAUUCAACAUGGCCACCAAAAAAGGGACAACGGGCCGCAAGGAGAACCCUCUCUUUUGGAACUUGCGCAAUGCGUUCAUUGCGUCCGACAGCGGCGGCUUAUCGCGGGAGCUCAAAUAUGCCUUUCAGACCUUCUUGAUGCGUACGCGCUUCCCCAAGACGGUCAACGAACUGCACAUGGCCCUGGCCGACUUGCGGUUCCCAUACGAGUGGUACCCGGCCACGCGCAUGAUGCAGCGCACCAUCCACUUGCACGUCGGCCCCACAAACUCGGGCAAGACGUACAAUGCCCUAAAGGCGCUCGAAAACGCCCAGACGGGCAUCUACGCGGGCCCUUUGCGCUUGCUGGCCCACGAGAUCUGGUCCCGCUUCAACGCCAAAGGAAAGCCGUGUGCCCUGAUUACGGGCGAAGAGCAGCGCAUUCCCGAAGGCAUCAACACGUGGUUCCAUAGCUGUACCGUCGAGAUGACGCCCCUGAAUGCAAAGGUUGACGUCGCCGUUAUUGACGAGAUCCAAAUGAUCAACAACGACGACCGCGGUUGGGCUUGGACCCAAGCCUUCCUCGGCGUCCAGGCCAAGGAGGUGCAUCUCUGCGGCGAGGAGCGCGUGGUUGACCUUAUCCAGGCACUCUGCGCUCGGCUCGGCGAGAAGUGCGUCGUGCACCGUUACCAGCGUCUCAACCCCCUCAUCGUGGCGGACAAAAGCCUGAAGGGCGACUUUAAGAACCUCCAGAAAGGCGAUGCCGUGGUAUCGUUCAGUAGGGUCGCUUUGCACUCUCUGAAGCGGGGUAUCGAGGAGAAGACGGGCCGCAGGUGCGCCAUCGUCUAUGGCAGCCUCCCUCCCGAGACGCGAGCCAGCCAGGCCGCGCUGUUCAACGAUCCAAACAACGACUAUGAUUACUUGGUCGCCAGCGACGCCAUUGGUAUGGGGCUAAACCUCGAGAUCAAACGCGUAGUUUUCGAAGCGAGUUCCAAGUUCGAUGGAGUAGGGCACCGCAAACUGAACAUACCCGAAAUCAGGCAGAUUGGCGGCCGUGCCGGACGUUACAGGACUGCCACUCAGGAGAUUGCUGGUGUACAGUCCGAACCGGCGCCAGGCGUUGUUACGGCGCUGGACGACGAGGAUCUUUCUACGGUUAAGAAGGCCUUCGAGACGGAAGCCUUGCCGAUCGAGACUGCGGGAAUCCUCCCUCCGGCUGCAGUCCUUGAGCGCUUCCAUUCAUACUUUCCCGCUCGGACACCUACCAGCUUUGUGCUCGCGCGGCUGCGAGAGCUGGCCAGGCUCUCGGAUUGGUUCCACCUGUGCGACUUCAAGUCGGCGUUUGAAAUUGCCGAAAUCAUACAGCCCUACAACUUGAGCGUCGCGGACAAGUGCAUCUUCCUAAACAUCCCCGUCAACGUCAGGGACGAAAGAGAGAUCAAGGUGCUCCAGGCCUUUGCCCAGUGCGUUGCCGAGCUGGGGAGCGGGCACCUGCUCGACUUUCCCGACGUUGACCUCGAAGUCCUCCAGGCCGCCCGGCCAUCCAACAUGAAGGAGCAGAUUGAUCACCUGCACCGCCUCGAGUCGCUGCACCGGACCAUCACCAUGUAUCUCUGGCUGAGCUACCGGUACCAGGGCGUCUUUCAGAGCCAGAGGCUCGCCUUCAAGGUGAAAGAAAUGACGGAGCAAAAGAUCAACGAGCAUCUCGAAAAUCUCCGCUACUCUCCCGAUAUGGAGGCCAACCGGCGGCGGAGGAUGAGGAGGCUGGCGAACCAACAGGAGCAAAAGGCGAAGCAGUUCCUCGAGUCCGACGAGGCCGGCCCGGUGCCGGUACACGACGAGGAAGGUCACCCAGAGCCACUCUUUGAUGAGACGGGUGAGGCCGCCGAGGUCCAGUGGCCUGCGGGCCAGACGGGUCCAGAAGGGUCAACCCAGAGCGUAUCGGUUGGUACGCAAUGAUGGAAACGUGGGGUUGGGCCGGUGUAUUCUUGGAAACACACGAGCGUGUGGUUGUACUUGUAUGGGUGAAAUCUUCCAUCGGCGAGUGUACGAGUAGGGAGUGUACAUUAGACGAUGCAUGUCCAGGUUCAAACAACGAGGAUAGAUGUU